Geodia barretti is the source of this 1859-nucleotide messenger RNA. NCBI's taxonomy places the organism in Eukaryota, Metazoa, Porifera, Demospongiae, Tetractinellida, Geodiidae. The record is from the annotation of a GenBank genome assembly.
UGGUUUAAUCUCCCUGCUGAACUCUUCCGAGGCCGCCAUCUCCGCUUUCCAAUUAGUGCACAUCAACGACCCGCCGCGACCAGCGUGUGCGCAUGCGUAAUUAGUUACUCGCGCGUAUCGCGCGACGCAUACGUACGUACACUGACCGGGCGGGGUUCUACGGGAAAACUAACUUUCUGGCUCGUUCUGGCUGUGGCGGUCUGCGCAAUGAAGACCCUCCUGUUUGUGUGCGUGUUUGUCGCUGCUCUGACGGGCGUCGUCUACGCGCAGAGCAAAAGUUCCGAGGAGAGGGCUUGUAACUUGAAGGGCAAUUGUGAAGAAUGCCUGGCAGGCAACAGUUCGAUAAACCUGGAGUGCUAUUGGUGUGACAAACCCUCCAACAGAUCAGGGCCCAAGUGUCGUCACUACACAUUCAACUCCGCCAUUCCUGUGGACGGGAUCGAGUGCGAGGAUCUGAUGUACAAAUACGCCAGCUGUCGCUUAAGCGCCCUUGUAGUAGUGAUCCUGAUCACUCUCUCCUGUCUGAUUCUCCUCAUCAUCAUCUGCUGCGUAUCUUGCUGCUGCUGUUUCUACUUUGCCCGGAGACGACAACAUAAAAGGCUUGUAGAGGACCAGAGAUACUUGGAGAAAAAGGAGCACAUACGAGAAGAGCACAAUAUCAAGAGGAUCGAGAGGAAAACCAAGUACGACGACAUCAAGAGGAAGUAUGGUCUCAAAACUGAUGAUGAUGGUGAGGUGGCGAGCUAAAAUGGACCAACCCCCUAUUUUUUGCAUUAAUCGUUUUAUAAAUCAUUGCAUGAAUCAUUGUAUAUACAUACCAUGAGACUAGCAAUUGAUGUUGCGCUCCCUUUCAGCGCAUGCGCAGUCGUCCACCACGCGCUGCUGCUACGGGGAACGCACACCAUGUGAUGCGACGCGCAGCGGAAACGGAACCAAUCAGCUUUGCUGCGUCAGUUGCGAGGAAAACACACAGCGGACUAGAGCAAUACAGAGAGCGAGAACCAGUGCUAGACUAGACCUAACAUCACUCUGAGUACUCUACUCUUCCAAGGGAUCGGAGCGUCGGCGAGACGUCAUGAAGGCACUUCUGUUCGUGUGCGUGUGUGCAGUAGCGCUGACGGCCGCGGUUGUCUACGCCCAGAGUAGAGGUGGUUCUGAGGAAGAAACUUGCAACAAGAAGACAAACUGUGACGAUUGCUUAGCUGGGCGCAAUGGCUCCGUGAGCGUCGAGUGCUACUGGUGCUCAAAGCCGUCCAACAAAUCAGCACCCAAGUGUCGCCACUACACAUUCAACUCUGCCAUUCCUGUCGACGGGAUCGAGUGCGACAACCUCCAGUACAACAUUGGCUCCUGCCGAAUCAAUGCGCUGGUGAUAGUGAUUCUGAUAACGCUGGCCUGUCUGGUGUUUGCCGUAGCUGUGUGCUGUGUGUGCUGUUGCUGUUGUUUCUUCUGUGCCAAGCGGAGACAGAGGUCUCGGAUGGUGGAAGAAGAGCGCUAUCUCGACGAGAAGGAGGGUAUUCGCCAGCGCAGCACCGACCGGCGGGCCGAGAGAAAGGCCAAGUCGGACGAGAUCAAGAGGAAAUAUGAACUGAGGUCUUAACUCUGACGGGGAGGGGACCUACAAGAGGCUGGAAUGAGUGUUCAGAGUGUCCACAAACGAUUCCUCCCUCUACUGGCCAUUAUCUUGCCUUGUUAUUAACCCUUUGCAUGAGUAAUUUACCGUGUUACCUACCACGCCGUACGUGCCAUAAGUAUUUUAUGCAUCGAUUCGCACACCUUUAUUUAAAAAAUGGUCGUGGAAAGUUUUUGUAGUUUUGAUUUUAUACGCAAUCAUGUAUAGUUAUAUUUUCGGGUGUGCA